AUGGCGGCCCCCUUGGAGCUCAGUUGCUGGGGAGGCGGCUGGGGGCUCCCGUCGGUGCACAGCGACUCCCUGGUGGUGAUGGCUUACGCCAAAUUUUCUGGUGCACCCCUGAAAGUCAAUGUCAUAGAUAACACCUGGAGAGGUUCAAGAGGAGAUGUACCAGUUUUGACAACUGAAGACAAUACUAUUUCUCAGCCGGCAAAAAUACUAAACUUUUUAAGAAAACAGAAAUACAAUGCUGAUUAUGAACUUUCAGCAAAACAAGGGGCAGAUACGCUAGCUUACAUUGCUCUCCUUGAAGAGAAGCUUCUUCCUGCAGUGCUUCACACAUUCUGGGUGGAGAGUGACAAUUACUUUACUGUGACAAAGCCAUGGUUUGCUUCACGAAUGCCUUUUCCCUUGAGUUUGAUCCUGCCUGGAAGAAUGUCUAAGGGAGCACUGAAUAGGAUUCUCCUGACCAGGGGAGAGCCUCCCCUCUACCACCUUCGAGAAGUAGAAGCUCGGAUAUACAGAGAUGCGAAGGAGUGCCUAAAUCUUCUGUCAAACAGAUUGGGAACAUCUCAGUUUUUCUUUGGAGAUAUGCCUUCCACUUUGGAUGCCUAUGUGUUUGGUUUUCUCGCGCCUCUUUAUAAAGUGCGUUUUCCUAAAGUUCAGUUACAAGAACAUUUGAAGCAGCUCUCCAACCUGUGUCGCUUUUGUGAUGACAUUCUAAACAGCUAUUUCAGGCUUAGUCUUGGAGGCAUCUCUCCUGCUGGACAAGAAACGGUAGAUGCAAAUCUGCAGAAACUGACACAACUUGUAAAUAAGGAAUCCAACUUAAUUGAAAAGAUGGAUGACAAUCUUCGCCAAAGCCCUCAGCUUCCUCCUCGGAAACUGCCAACACUUAAAUUGACUCCAGCAGAAGAAGAAAGUAAUUCCUUACAACGGCUAUCACCCUGA
Messenger RNA from Rangifer tarandus platyrhynchus (Svalbard reindeer), 939 nucleotides. The record is from the annotation of a GenBank genome assembly. Lineage: Eukaryota; Metazoa; Chordata; Mammalia; Artiodactyla; Cervidae.